Molecule: messenger RNA, 453 nt
Organism: Acanthosepion pharaonis
Lineage: Eukaryota; Metazoa; Mollusca; Cephalopoda; Sepiida; Sepiidae
Source: the annotation of a GenBank genome assembly
AUGUGUGCGGAAGAAGGAGCCACAAUCACUGCUUUUAUCUGUCUACCUUUUUGUCUAUCUUACACUCUUCCAUAUCUAUCUAUCUAUCUAUCUAUCUAUCUAUCUGCCUGCGAGCAGCCACAUCACAUUAAAACACCGCGAGUCUAUCUAUCUAUCUAUCUAUCUAUCUAUCUAUCUAUCUAUCUAUCUAUCUAUCUAUUUGGCUACAUUUUGAAUGCUGAUUACUUAAAGAUGACACUAGCAUUUCUCUUUUUUAGAAAACUAACUCUGUCUGUCUAUCUAUCUAUCUAUCUAUCUAUCUAUCUAUCUAUCUAUCUAUCUACUUAUCUCGCAGAUAGAUGUCUGUAUAUCUAUCUAUCUAUCUAUCUAUCUAUCUAUCUAUCUAUCUAUCUAUCUAUCUAUGUGACCUUUCCCCCUCUUUCUAAAACUUUAUUUCUUCAAUGGUUUAUUUGA